This is a messenger RNA of Sardina pilchardus (European sardine), 1973 nucleotides long. RefSeq names its product LIM domain only 1 (gene lmo1). Gene Ontology annotation, cellular component: nucleus. Gene Ontology annotation, molecular function: DNA-binding transcription factor binding; transcription coactivator activity. The record is from RefSeq and is a predicted model, not a curated record. The transcript has 4 exons. Gene Ontology annotation, biological process: positive regulation of transcription by RNA polymerase II. Lineage: Eukaryota; Metazoa; Chordata; Actinopteri; Clupeiformes; Clupeidae. The coding region runs from base 877 to 1344 and encodes 155 amino acids.
CGCGCACACUUUCCCUUAGCUGUGCUUUUGUGUUUUGUCAGAAUUAAUGAGAAAAGUUCCCUUGCCCUAGGGGUAAUUAGUGUCCUUGGAGUUAAAUAAGCUAAUACUUAGACACCUCUGGCACAAGCAAUUAUGUUUGUGUAUUGAAUAAUUGAUUCAAAGAGGGGGGAAGGGCCGCUAAUCAGAUCUGAGCAUAAUGAAUUGAUUUAAUUAACAGGGGAAUCGAAUCCGAGGGUCUCUGGGAACUGCGCACAUUUAUUCAGUAGCAAGAGCGAGAGCAGCACACAUAAAUUGGGAGGGAUAGGCAGUGUGAGUAUGCUUUUAGCAGUUGUCGGGUCUACAAUUGGAUUUCUUGAAUAUAGUUACAGUUACGGAGCAAAUGAGAGCAGGGGAACGGAGAACGCUUCACUGUACGGACAACUCGGCAGUUUAAUAUACCGAUAGGCAUUUGAAAAGCUCACUGCGGACGAAUUCAAGUCGAAUGUUAUCUUUUGCAAUUCCUACUGCUUCGUAUGGAAUACAUCGACGCGACUCGAUCUUGUUUAGACGUUUUUAAUUGCAGUUACAGUUCAGUCCGUGCCGCGGACAUUUACUCCGUGUGUGAGGGAGCGAGCCAAGGCUGAACCGGGAAUCGCACUGUAUGCUAUCCGCGAAAUUAACAAUAGAAUAACACUCAGUCCUCUCGUUUUCCGUAUACAUGGGUUUCCAUUAUUGAACAACCCAACAGUCAUACGCUCCUGCAAUUUCAAGCUUGCCGUGCAAGUGCAGUCCGGUGGUUUUUGCCCAGCAAUUUCUGACGACGAGCACACCGACUGGUGAAGUCUGCUGGAGCCGAGGACGGAUCGCCUGGCGCCGGACCCCUCGUUCCUCAGGACGAUGGUCUUAGACAAGGAGGAGGGUGUGCCGAUGCUCUCUGUCCAGCCCAAAGGGAAACAGAAGGGGUGCGCUGGCUGCAAUCGCAAGAUUAAAGACCGCUACCUGCUCAAGGCCCUGGACAAAUACUGGCACGAGGACUGCCUGAAAUGUGCCUGCUGCGACUGCCGUCUCGGGGAGGUGGGCUCCACCCUCUACACAAAAGCCAACCUCAUCCUCUGUCGCAGAGACUACCUGAGGCUCUUUGGUACGACGGGGAACUGUGCAGCCUGCAGUAAACUCAUCCCAGCCUUUGAAAUGGUGAUGAGAGCCAGAGAUAAUGUUUACCAUUUGGACUGUUUCGCCUGUCAGCUUUGUAACCAGAGGUUUUGCGUGGGAGACAAGUUUUUCCUGAAGAACAACAUGAUUCUGUGUCAGAUGGACUAUGAGGAAGGACAGCUGAACGGGAGUUUCGAGACACAGGUCCAAUAGCCAAGCCGAGUGGCAGUGACAGCGGCAUCUCUCUGUGCCCACACACACACACUUACACACACACUUACACACACACACACACACACACACACACACACACACACAAGCACAUACCCUCAUACUCUGAAGCACUCGUCUACAAACACACACACACACACACACAGUACAAAGAUGCACUUCCACAUUGAGACAUAAACACACACACACACACACACACACACCCUGGCACACAUUAGGUGUCUGGCUGCACUUGGAGAGGAAAGCGUCUGUCUGCUUGCCUGCAAUACUUUUUACAGUAAAACCCGCGGCGGUCCCUAAGGACUCCAUUGUAAAUGUACUUUUUGCCCUCUCCUUCCCCCAACACUGAGCAGUUACGAGUUUUGAUGUACAGUUGUGCCUGCUUAGCUGAGCACUGUAUCGCUUGUAUGUUUUUUGUGAUGUUUGUUUUGGGUUUUUGGUCCUCUCCCGCUUUCGGGUACCAAAAAAAAAAAAUGAAAAUCAAAAGAAAGAAGGAAAAAAACGUGGAGAGUUUGUACAGUCUGUUUUCUGUAUAUAUAAACUGGAACAUUUAUUUUAUGAAAUUGUAAUGCAAUUUUAUUACUAGUGUGAAUUAAAGAUUCUUAAAUGUU